Messenger RNA from Moneuplotes crassus, 2042 nucleotides. Lineage: Eukaryota; Ciliophora; Spirotrichea; Euplotida; Euplotidae. The record is from the annotation of a GenBank genome assembly.
UUUUCUUGUAUAAGUUAGGUAAAAUUUAUUACAUAGAAGGAUUAUUCUUUUUCUUUGAAAUAAGACUCGACUUAUUGGGAGAAAAUCCACUAAUUUCUGAAAACUUCAGCUUCUUUGUUAGCUUAGCGUUGAGAUUCCGCUUUUUGAACAGUUUGAAGUUCUUAGGUUUUGUUCGAGAUUUUAUGUCCUUAUUCUUCUGAGAAGUUGUGAACAGAGUCUUCUUUGACUCCGGUUUAGAGCUAUGGAUAAUAUUCCGGCAAUCAUACAUCGCUAGUGAUGUCUUAUGGCCGGAAUUCAUAAGGGAAAAUGUAGAGUUCUCAAACCGAGAGAUGCUGUUACUAAGUCCUCGGCUAGCUUCAGUGAUAUCACUUUUCUUUUUAAGAUCAAGGGAUUUGAAAAUAUUAGAAGUCAUAUUCGCCCGAUUCGGUAAAUCCUUCCUCUUUUUCUUAAAAGAGGUACUCCUUCCAAGCUGGGCAUUCAUGUUCUUUUUAUUCUUAGCGAUUCGAGAUGUUUCUCGCUUAUCACUGAAUCAUAGUUUCGUCUUUGAUUUCCUUCUUGAAUGUUUCGAAGUAGAUCUUUUGCCUAAGAAAACAUUUCUAGUCUUCUCACUUAGCUUUGUAUAAUUCUUCGAAUCACUUAGAAAUGACUGAGGAGCCGAAUGUCUCACUUUCGAGUCUCUAUUAACAGGGGAUUUUAAUGAUAUUUUCAGUUUACUAGCUCUCCGACUCCUGAUUUGUGAAGGCAACCCAGCCAUAUUGUACACAUUACUUUUUGUCCGACCGUUCAGACGUCCAAUAUUUCCAUGAGGAAGAGUAGGAGGUAGCUGUGUGGACUCAAUCCUAACUUUCUUUACUCUCUUUUCUUUUCCAGCCAUAGCUUCAAGAUUUACUGGAAAGACCUCUGAUUUUAUUGAGUCAAAGUGGUAUUUCUUGUCUUAAUCUUAGAAAUAGUCUGAAUGAAUCUAUCUCUAUCAUCGAUAGAAAUUCUAUUAGAGCCCUUAUUGGAAUGCUUAUUUUUAGGGUUUUUAAGCACAAUCUUCAUUUCACUCUUUCGAAGUUGGUGUUCCCGCCUCUCUGCCUUAGUUAUCUCAAUUUGUCUUCUUUUCCUGUCCAGUAGCUUCUUCUGAAUCCUAAACACCAACGCUCUGCUGGUUUCUGGAUCAGUGAUGAGUUUGUUCUUGGCCCUCUGGUUGAGAACAUCUGCUGUGAACUUCAACUCAGGGUCUUUUUCUAAUUUUUUAAAGUGUUGUCUCAGGGACCAUUUUUAUACUCUCAUUGAUCCUGGAGAACAAAGUUGUACUAGUAUCCUUUAGCCCUGAAUGUAAACUCUUCGUUAGCAUUAUACUAGAAUUCUGCAGGAACGAGUCUAAAAUCCUAGAUAAUUUCAUCUUAUUAUACUCCUUCUUGUCGGGGAGGUACUUCUGUAACUUAACUUCUUCAAUAAAUUUGGGAUCAAAAAGCUUCUCUUCAGACAUUAUAGAGUUCAUCAUCCUUGCAUGCUCUUCCUCAGUAGGUCUUUUCUUUGCUUUCUGGAAUAGGAGAUACCGAUGCUUCUCCUCCGCAGCCUUCUGCUUCUUCGCUAUAUUAUUUGAAUAAGUGCUUAUUCUCUGGCAAAAUUGCAUAAUUUGGAAUUGCACUAGAAUAUGAUUCAUAGAAUCGGAUUAUUCUUGGAAGCUUCUGCUGCGACUCCUUCAUUGAAUAUGGGCGUUUAAAGAAUUCUGUUAAAUCGUCCAUGAUCAGGUAAUCUUUAAAAAUUGAAACUAUCCUGACACUCUCGUUAUACAUUAUAUCAUGCACAAUUUUUGCGUUAUAAAAUUCAGUAGUGGUGGUAUACUUUUCCCUUAAUGUAUCGUUGAUUCUCGAGUGAGGACUAAUAACCUUAAAACUUCCAGUAUCCUCUGUAGUCCUGGAUUGGUAAAUAUUCAAGGACCCCUUUGUCUUAGUAUUCAAAUUCUUUAAUCCUAAGUGAUGAAUUUUAAGCUCUGGAUUAGAAUCUUCUAAGUUAUCAAUGAAAUGUUCAGACAUCUCUAACCUUUGUCAAAU